GAACCAGAACGCAAAAUGGCUUCAACACAGCAGGUUGAGAGUUUAACAGAAGAACUAGUUUGUCCCAUCUGCCUGAAUAUCUUCACCGAUCCGGUUUCCCCGAAGUGUGGACACAACUUCUGCCGCUCCUGUAUCACACAGUGUUGGGAAGGAGAAGGGAAAAACACCUGCCCGAAAUGUAGCGAGGAGUUUCCUGACCGCACCCUCAUUGUGAAUUGGGCCUUGUCAAACCUGUCUGAGAAAGCUCAAACAUUAAAUCUGAAUCAGAAAGUGAAGGAAAGUAAACUUCACUGCGAGAAACAUCAGGAAGAACUGAAGCUGUUUUGUGAAACUGACAAGAAACUGAUCUGUGUGAUUUGUCGAGACGCGCGGGAACACAGAGAUCACCGCUUCAUACCGAUAGAAGAAGCUGUUGAAAACUACAAGGCACAGAUGAAAUCUUCCAUGGAAUCCCUCACGAAAAAAAAAUCCGAGAUACAGGAAAUGGAACAAUUGCAGAAAACAAAGAUUUCUGGAGUUAGGGAACAGUCCCGCAGACUGCAGUCCUACAUCACAUCACACUUCAAUAAAAAGCGACAGAUUCUCGCUGAGGAAGAGCAGCGUUUACUCAAAGAUCUCAGGGAAGCCGAGGCGAAGAGUCUAGAUAUAAUGGAGAAAAAUCUUCAAGCAAUUCAAGAGAAAUUAAAUUCCAUCCAGGAUAAACUCACAAAGAUACAGGAACAGAUGGAUCAAAAACACAGUGUGAUAUUUUUAAUGGAGGAAAUUAGUCGGAAGAGGAGGGUUAGUGAUGAGGAACUCACGUUAUCAGUAGCAGAUGGGGCACCGGAAGUUGCAAAAUUCGAUCACCCCUUUAUAUUGAACAGAGUGUUCAGCAACAUGUCGUGUGGUAUUCCGCAAGUCUCUGUCACCCUGGAUGUGGAAACAGCGCAUGCGUGGCUCGAGGUGUCUGAGGAUCGGAAGAGGGUGAGAUGGACCCGGACCGAGAGGAGUCUCCCUGACACCGGGAAGAGAUUUACAGGCUGGCUGUGUGUGCUGGGAUCAGAGGGAUUCACAUCGGGGAGACAUUACUGGGAGGUGGAGGUGGCGGGGAGUGAGUGGUGGAGUCUGGGAGUCGCCGCAGAGUCUGUGGACAGGAAGAGAUGGGUCGACCUGACCCCGGAGACUGGAGUCUGGUGCAUCGAGCGGUGGGGUGACGGGUUUCAGGCAUUCACCUCCCCUCCAUCCCCUCUCCCCGCGCGUCCCAUCCCCGGGAGGGUGGGAGUUUAUCUCAGUUACGAGUCCGGGACAGUUUCCUUUUACGACGCGGACAUCAAGUCCCAUCUCCACACCUUCACUGGGAAUAAAUUCACGGAGAAACUUUAUCCUUUCUUAGGGCCUGGGGAUGAAGACAAGUGGCUGAGAAUCUGCUCCGGUUCCGCUCCGGGUGUGUAAAAGGGUCGGUUCCCAGGACCGGCGUCAGGAGCGGGGCUCAGGGGCUGUGGGGCAGAAACCCGGUGGACAACAGGUCGGCGCUGAACGAACGGCUCCCAUUUAAUCCCCACAUUCCGCGUCGUGAAACAAACCCCAGUGAGCGCGGAAAUAAAACUAGAGGGAAUGUAAAUGUGGGAAGAGUGAAAUAAACAUCAACUGAAAUCAGAUCUGU
Molecule: messenger RNA, 1642 nt
Organism: Leucoraja erinaceus (little skate)
Lineage: Eukaryota; Metazoa; Chordata; Chondrichthyes; Rajiformes; Rajidae
Product: nuclear factor 7, brain-like
Exons: 6
Coding region: 16-1431 (471 amino acids)
Biological process (GO): protein ubiquitination
Molecular function (GO): protein binding; zinc ion binding; ubiquitin-protein transferase activity
Source: RefSeq, a predicted model, not a curated record